AUGCGUUUUCUUGAAAUUGACCUCAUCGCCUCCAAUCGACUCAGCGCAAGAUUUCUUGCUCUCACAGUCUUCGACUUUUCAAGUUCACCUGUGGCUCUGAUCGCGCCUGCUGUUUCCUCACAAACAGCCAGCCGACUUGGCAAGCUCGGUUUUCUGCCGUUCCAGGGUCGUUCCGAACGAUCUUCCCUUCGCCCUCCCAUUGUCGUGAUUUGCCAACUCGUCCUGUGCCCAUUCCUGUUUCCUUAG
Penicillium taxi is the source of this 246-nucleotide messenger RNA. RefSeq lists its product as uncharacterized. The record is from RefSeq and is a predicted model, not a curated record. The coding region runs from base 1 to 246 and encodes 81 amino acids. NCBI's taxonomy places the organism in Eukaryota, Fungi, Ascomycota, Eurotiomycetes, Eurotiales, Aspergillaceae. The transcript has a single exon.